CCCGCCUUCCCACCACCUUAGGGAUUUGGUACGUGAAGCGAGGUCGCCCUCUCAGUGAAAGGCAGAUGUCCCUUUAAGGUUUGCUUUGCUGCCGCCCGCGGACUUUAGCCUAAACACGGUCCCGCGAAGUUGGCUUUAUUUGUCCAUGUCUCGGACGGAGCCUGGGAGGCCUGCCAGUGAGAUUUCAGAGACCCAGCGCGCGAAGGGGCGGGGAUGUGGCAAUCCAUCUGGGAUGUAAAAAGCGUGGAGCAAGCCUAGAGGCAUUCGACCAAAACACAGGAAAUCACUCCGCCGCCGCUCCAGGGCGCUGCAGCCACUAGGGCCACCACCGGACACCGCGCGCGGAGACCGCCUGAGUGACCCAGAGCGCAAGGCGCCGGCGCCCGGGUCCUGCCAGCUCCUGCCCACGAACCAGCACGUCGCGGAAAGCUGCACCCGCUCCAGCCAUGGUCCCCAGGCGUCCUUCCAGCCCACAGGUCACUGUAGCCUGCGUCUGGUUCCUCACGGUUAUUCUAGACUUCUGCACGUCCUUCAACGUUGACGUGAAGAACUCAGUGAGCUUCAGCGGCCCAGUGGAGGACAUGUUUGGAUACACCGUUCAACAGUAUGAAAAUGAGGAAGGCAAAUGGGUGCUUAUUGGCUCUCCUUUAGUUGGCCAACCCCAAGCAAGAACCGGAGAUGUCUACAAGUGCCCGGUUGGCAGAGAGAGAUCGAUGCCUUGCAUGAAGUUGGAUUUACCAGUCAACACAUCGAUUCCCAAUGUCACAGAAAUAAAAGAAAACAUGACGUUUGGAUCAACUUUAGUCACCAACCCCAAUGGAGGAUUUCUGGCCUGUGGGCCCCUGUAUGCCUAUAGAUGUGGACAUUUGCAUUAUACAACUGGGAUCUGUUCUGAUGUCAGCCCUACUUUUCAAGUUGUCAACUCCUUUGCUCCUGUACAAGAGUGCAGCACACAGCUGGACGUGGUCAUCGUCCUGGAUGGCUCCAACAGCAUCUACCCUUGGGAAAGUGUCACAGCCUUUUUAAACGACCUGCUCAAAAGGAUGGACAUUGGCCCUAAGCAGACACAGGUGGGGAUUGUACAGUAUGGAGAAAAUGUCACCCACGAGUUCAACCUCAAUAAGUAUUCAUCGACUGAAGAGGUCCUUGUUGCAGCCAACAAAAUAGGCCGGAGAGGUGGUCUCCAAACGAUGACAGCCCUUGGAAUAGACACGGCUAGGAAAGAAGCAUUCACUGAAGCUCGGGGUGCCAGGAGGGGAGUUAAAAAAGUCAUGGUCAUUGUGACCGAUGGAGAAUCGCAUGACAACCAUAAACUGAAAGAGGUCAUCCAAGGCUGUGAGGAUGAAAACAUCCAGCGAUUCGCCAUAGCUAUCCUUGGCCACUAUCACAGAGAGAAGUUGAGCACUGAAAAAUUUUUGGAGGAAAUAAAAUCAAUCGCAAGUGAGCCGACCGAAAAGCACUUUUUCAAUGUCUCUGAUGAGGUGGCCUUGGUCACUAUUGUGAAAGCUCUCGGAGAACGGAUAUUUGCCUUGGAAGCGACAGCUGACCAGUCAGCAGCUUCAUUUGAAAUGGAAAUGUCCCAGACCGGCUUCAGUGCUCAUUAUUCACAGGACUGGGUCAUGCUUGGAGCAGUGGGAGCCUAUGACUGGAAUGGAACUGUGGUCAUGCAGAAGGCUAGCCAGAUUGUCAUCCCUCGGAACACCACCUUUCAAACCGAGCCCACCAACAUGAAUGAACCUCUUGCUUCUUAUUUAGGGUACACAGUGAACUCUGCCACUGUCCCCGGAGAGGUGCUCUAUGUCGCUGGCCAGCCUCGGUACAACCAUACAGGCCAGGUUGUCAUCUACAAGAUGGAGAAGGGGAACAUCAGCAUUCUGCAGAUGCUCAGAGGAGAGCAGAUCGGUUCCUACUUUGGCAGUGUCCUAACAACAAUUGACAUUGACAAAGAUUCUUACACCGACCUGCUUCUCGUCGGGGCCCCGAUGUACAUGGGAGCAGAGAAAGAGGAACAGGGCAAGGUGUACGUGUAUGCCGUGAAUCAGACAAGGUUUGAGUAUCAAAUGAGCCUGGAGCCAGUGGUGCAGACCUGCUGCUCAUCUCUGAAGCAUAACUCUUGCACAAAAGAAAACAAGAACGAGCCCUGUGGCGCCCGUUUUGGAACAGCAAUUGCUGCUGUGAAAGACCUCAACGUGGAUGGAUUUAACGACGUCGUGAUUGGGGCUCCGCUGGAGGAUGACCACGCCGGAGCUGUGUACGUUUACCAUGGCAGCGGCAAGACCAUAAGGAAAGAGCACGCACAGCGUAUUGCGUCAGGGGGCGACGGCAAGACACUCAAGUUUUUUGGCCAGUCUAUCCACGGAGAGAUGGAUUUGAACGGCGAUGGCCUGACUGAUGUGACCAUUGGAGGCCUUGGUGGAGCUGCCCUCUUCUGGGCCAGAGAUGUGGCUGUGGUUAAAGCGACCAUGAAUUUUGAGCCCAAUAAAGUGAAUAUUCAAAAGAAAAACUGCCGCAUGGAGGGAAAAGAAACAGUAUGCAUAAAUGCUACAAUAUGCUUUCAUGCGAAGCUGAAAUCUAAAGAAGACACCGUUUACGAGGCUGAUCUGCAGUACCGUGUAACCCUUGAUUCACUGAGGCAGAUAUCACGGAGCUUUUUCUCUGGAACUCAGGAAAGAAAGAUUCAAAGAAACAUCAUGGUCCGAGAGUCAGAAUGCACCAGGCACUCCUUCUACAUGUUGGAUAAGCAUGACUUUCAGGACUCCGUGAGAGUGACUCUGGACUUUAAUCUCACUGAUCCAGAAAAUGGGCCUGUGCUUGAUGACGCUCUGCCAAACUCAGUCCACGAACAUAUUCCUUUUGCCAAAGACUGUGGAAACAAGGAAAAGUGCAGCUCAGACCUCACCCUGGAUGUGUCCACCACAGAGCAGAGCCUGCUCAUCGUCAGGUCCCAGAAUGACAAGCUCAAUGUCAGCCUCACGGUCCGAAACAAAAGAGACAGUGCCUACAACACCAGGGCACUAGUGCAGCACUCCUCAAACCUGAUUUUUUCCGGAAUUGAGGGGAUCCAGAAAGAUAGCUGUGAAUCCAACCACAAUAUCACAUGCAGAGUUGGAUAUCCUUUCCUGAGGACGGGAGGAAUGGUUGCCUUCAAGAUAAUAUUCCAGUUUAAUACAUCCCAUCUCACAGAAAACGCAGUCAUUCAUUUAACUGCAAUAAGUGACAGUGAAGAACCACCGGAAUCUCUUCACGAUAAUGAAGUAAAUAUUUCCAUCCCAGUAAAAUAUGAAGUCGGACUACAGUUUUACAGUUCUGCGAGUGAACACCACAUUUCAAUUGCGGCCAAUGAGACCAUCCCUGAGCUUAUUAACUCCACUGAUGAUGUAGGAAAUGAAAUUAAUGUCUUCUACAUGAUUAGAAAAAGGGGGCAGUUCCCAAUGCCUGCACUUCAGCUGUCAAUUUCCUUUCCUAAUUUGACAUCAGAUGGUUAUCCCGUACUGUACCCAACUAGAUGGUCGUCUUCUGACAAUGUGAACUGCAAACCUCAGAGCCUUGAGGAUCCUUUUGGUAUCAACUCUGGGAAGAAAAUGACAAUAUCCAAGUCUGUGGAUCUCAAGAGAGGCACGAUCCAGGACUGCGGUACCUGUAAACUUGCCACCAUCACGUGUAAUCUCGUUCCUUCUGAUGUGAGCCAAGUGAAUGUGUCACUCAUCUUGUGGAAACCGACUUUCAUAAAAGCACAUUUUUCCAGCUUAAAUCUUACUAUACGGGGAGAACUUCAGAGUGAAAACUCAUCGCUGACUUUAAGUAGCAGCAACCGGAAACGAGAGCUGGCUAUUCAGAUAUCCAAGGACGGGCUCCCAGGCCGAGUCCCGCUGUGGGUCAUCCUGCUGAGCGCCUUCGCUGGCCUGUUGCUGUUAAUGCUGCUCAUAUUAGCCUUGUGGAAGCAAAACGCAGAUGUUUCUUGCCUGGUUACCGUGCUGUGCAGCCGCAGCGCACACCUGCCCGGCAGCCCUGCUCCUGGCUCCACGCCUCUGGGAAUGAAGUUCAACUGA
Messenger RNA from Acomys russatus (golden spiny mouse), 4049 nucleotides. RefSeq names its product integrin subunit alpha 1 (gene Itga1). Gene Ontology annotation, cellular component: external side of plasma membrane; integrin complex. The transcript is spliced from 29 exons. NCBI's taxonomy places the organism in Eukaryota, Metazoa, Chordata, Mammalia, Rodentia, Muridae. Gene Ontology annotation, molecular function: integrin binding. Gene Ontology annotation, biological process: cell adhesion mediated by integrin; cell-matrix adhesion; cell-cell adhesion. The coding region runs from base 447 to 4049 and encodes 1200 amino acids. The record is from RefSeq and is a predicted model, not a curated record.